AGUGACCAACACUUUACAUUAAUUUUGCCUUAUCAUGUAUUGAGCCACGCACUCCAGACAAUCCCCUGAAGCUUUCAAUGUAUAAAUCAACUUAAAUCUGCUGCAAAAUGGCUCAGGCAAUUUAGCCUGCUACAACUACCCAGACUGAACAAGCAGAAGCUUUAAAUUUGGACCCUAGUAGAUGGUUGUAGAUCAAUAUUCCUCGUCACAUAUAUGGGGAAUCUAUCCGCAUUCGCAUACAGCAACAAAGGUCAGCUUGAAGGAGGUGAGAUCUGUACAUCUCAUGAUGCUCCUUCAAACAGCGUGCAGAUUAAUAUGUCAGGUCCAAUGGUCACAUCGCCUGGUCAAGAAUGUGCUAGCGGUAAUGAGACACAAGAGCCCUCACUCUCUGGGCGCUCUCAUUCUUACUGCACAUCUGUAAUGCAGUGGUGUGUGCCACUACUACUACCUAGGUGCUGGCAAUUUGGCAUCUGCAGGGCUUCUCCUACGGGAGACGGUACAGCUUUGCCAAUGAAACAAAGAAAAAAACUGUAAAGUCGUGUCAUCGCUGUUGCCACACCAAAUGCCUGAGGCUAGAGAGAAUUUAUAUGGUAUAUUGUUAAGAGUGCCAUUGAUGCAUCAGCAGGCUCACAUCGUCAUCAGCAGAUACCUUUGAUCCUUUGAAGUCG
Molecule: messenger RNA, 668 nt
Organism: Coccomyxa subellipsoidea C-169
Lineage: Eukaryota; Viridiplantae; Chlorophyta; Trebouxiophyceae; Coccomyxaceae
Exons: 2
Coding region: 182-421 (79 amino acids)
Source: RefSeq, a predicted model, not a curated record